GGCGAUGUGACGUCAUAAAGCAGCGCCGCACUUCUGCGCCUGUUGUGUUUAACCUGAAGAAAGAAAAACUCCUGGUGAAGAACUGAGAUCCAUGUGACGUACUUUUAAGAUGGCGUUGAUUAAAGAGGAGAGUGAAGAUGUGAGGAUUGAAGCAGCAUUCAGAGUGAAACAUGAAGAGACUGAGGAACAAACAGACCUGAUGGCACUGAAAGAGGAGAGUCAAGAACUGAAUGAAAUGGAAGAGAAGGAUCAGUAUGAGGAACAUCAUGAUUUCAUUACUGGAGAAAAAUCAUUUAGUUGCUUACAGACUGAAAAGACUUCACGAGAAAGAGCUCAAAAGGCCACAAAUAUAAGUUAUUUCACCUGUCAGCAGUGUGGAAAAAGGUUCAACAGAAAAGCAAACCUUAAUUCUCACAUAAGAAUCCACACUGGAGAGAGGCCUUACACAUGCCCUCAAUGUGGAAUGAGUUUCACUCAAAAAGUAAUCCUUAACAGGCACAUCAGAAUUCACUCCGGAGAGAAACCUUUCACCUGCAAACUGUGUGGAAGCAGAUUCAUUCGAAAAGGAUGCCUUAAAAGCCACAUGAGAAUUCAUACUGGAGAGAAGCCUUUCGUCUGCAAACUCUGUGGAAAUAGUUUCAUUCGGAAAGGAAGUCUUGAAAGCCACAUGAGAAUUCAUACUGGAGAGAAGCCUUACACUUGCCCUCAAUGUGGAAGGAGUUUUACACACAAACCAACUUUUAUUGCCCACAUGAGAAUUCACACUGGAGAAAAGCCGUACAUAUGCCCUCAGUGUGGUAAGAGUUUCACUGAAAAGGGAAACCUUAAAAAACACAUGAGAGUUCACACUGGAGAGAAGCCUUUCACAUGCCAGCACUGUGGAAGUUGUUUCACUCAUAAAGGAAACCUUAAAAAACACGAGAACAUUCACACUGGAGAGAAGCCGUUUACAUGUGUUCAGUGUGGAAAGAGUUUCGGACAUAAAGUAACCCUUAAUUCCCACAUGAAGAUUCACAUUUAAAUGUUGUGACCAAUGUAAUAAAUACAUGUUUUGCCAUCAUUCAUGCAGAUACACCUGAAAAGUCAUGCUUAUGUGAGAAUUUUAGUACUUUAUGUGGAAAGUAAAAUAUUUAAUAAAAUAUUUGUGAAAUUAGGGUUAUGUUCAUGCCUCAACUGAAUUUGGGACAAAUCUGAUUCUCUGCCUUCAUGAUCACUUCUUUUAAACUUGACAGUCUCUCUUGCCACAGUUUCAAAAAUUGAGUGGUUGCGGUAGACGCCCUCUAAUUUUGAUUGUACGAAAGAGGGAAGGAGGGAAGGAGGAGAGGGAGAUCCUCCUGCAGGAAACACAUGGAGUUCUCUAUUUUACUAUAUUUGUCAGAAGAGACCUCAUAUAGUUCUGCUCUGAGGUGGAACAUGCUACAUCUAAGUUAUAUCUAAGAUUAAAGGGCUUGAGCUUUUGAUAAAUAAGAGGUCAUCAUACUAUAAGAAUAUCCUGUAAGUUUCAGAACUGAAAACUUCCUUGUUAGUCCAAUAAAAGCUUUUAUUGACACCAG
Messenger RNA from Ctenopharyngodon idella (grass carp), 1553 nucleotides. Its product is annotated as gastrula zinc finger protein XlCGF8.2DB-like. Bases 110 to 1021 code for a protein of 303 amino acids. Gene Ontology annotation, molecular function: RNA polymerase II cis-regulatory region sequence-specific DNA binding; DNA-binding transcription factor activity, RNA polymerase II-specific. Gene Ontology annotation, biological process: regulation of DNA-templated transcription. Lineage: Eukaryota; Metazoa; Chordata; Actinopteri; Cypriniformes; Xenocyprididae. The record is from RefSeq and is a predicted model, not a curated record. The transcript is spliced from 3 exons.